CUUAUUAAUUGACUAGUCGUGAUUAGCUAUAACCUUUUCAGGCGUCCCUCGCCUCUAGCCCGAACCCGUGGAUCUUGUAUAGGAAACCGUGCGGCUCCAACUUCAUGGUAUUAUCCCGGAUUGCCAAUCCCAGUUUCGCCCUGCCGAGCCGGUAUAUACCGGAUUUCCACGACCAAACGAGGAACCCACCGCAUCAACUGGGCGGAAAGCUGAAGAGAACGUGCAUAAGAGGGGUUGACGAUAAGUGUCGACCAAUUAGAAGAGUCGCAAUACACACGUUUUCCCGUGCGAAAUACCUCGAGGCUUAAAGUAGUACCACCCCGCGUGCUCAUAACCGCGAUGAUUUAUUGGAGCGUUCUUUUUCUUACAGCGCAGCAAUAGUUGAAUUGACCUUCCGUUCUGGUUCUUGGGGUUUGUUGAAAUGGUCGUAUUUGAUUUGGAUAUCGUGUUAUUGGACGUUGGAUGCUGCGUCGUCAUGCUACCCACUUACUUACUUGUCAAAGUAUGGCUUGGUUGUAUUGUAGGUAAGGUAAGGGUAUACCAACUGGCUAGCUCGCGAGAAUGGGUAUAAAUGAGCACAUAUAUAAGUAGUAUUAUAUAACUUAGUCGAUAUGAGUGUUUAAACGGUGUGCUAUCAGGUCUGGGCUUAUUUCAUAUCAUUAAUUUAUAACCAUGAAACUCACCUUAGCAGUCCUUGGUCUCGCGACCGAGUUCCUGGCUCCAUUGGUAGCUGCCUCAUUUAAUGGUAACCUGAACUACGCAAGCCCUUCUCGUCGUCACUCUGGCCUUGGGAUCGACGUUCCUCACGUAUCUAGGCGCAGUCUAAAGCGCGGCAAUGUUGUAUAUGCAGCGGAAGAGCUGAACUUCACGCACGGCGUGGCGUCGGGGGAUCCAUACCCAAACAGUGUGAUCCUAUGGACCCGAGUCGCGCCAUCGUUAGAAUCGGACACAAGCAAUAUCACAGUAGAGGGACCGGUGCCGCUAUAUAAUCAUGAUACCCAGACGUACAUCAACGCAGAUCCUAGCCCGAUAUGUGUCGAGUGGAAGGUUCUUGCAAACGGCAGUGAGGAUGUGGUAUCUAGCGGCGAGGCGUAUACGACGAGUGAUAUAGAUUAUACCAUUAAGGUUGAGGCUACGGGCUUACAGCCGUUCACCACUUACAAUUACCAGUUCACAGUUUGCGGAUCGAAUAACACAAGCCCUGUUGGGCGGACGAAGACUGCCCCCGAAACUGAUGUAGACGUGCCGGAACUGAAAUUUGCCGUUUUCUCUUGCAGUAACUAUCCGAACGGCUACUUCAACGCUUAUGGUAAUGCCGCGCGUAAGGACGAGCAAGACUAUUUCAUUCAUUUAGGAGAUUAUAUCUACGAGGGGAGCGCAGGGGGUGAGCGAGCCCACGAUCCGCCAAAAUAUCUGUUCAGUCUGCACGAUUACAGAACUCGCCAUGGCCAGUACCGUACCGAUCCGGAUCUUCGGCUUGCCUCUCAGAAUUUCGCCUGGAUUUCGACUUGGGAUGAUCAUGAAGUCUCAGACAAUGGAUAUAGAGACGGAGCGAGCGCUCUCAAUAACACCGAAGAGUCUUUCCUGAAUGAUGGCCGUGUCAGCGUCGACCAACGGAAAAUGAAUGCUGUGAGAGCGUAUUUUGAGUGGAUGCCUAUUCGCCAGGUAGACCUUGAUGAUAACCUGAGAGUAUGGAGAAAUUUCCAGAUGGGUAACCUUCUUGACUUGAUCGUCCUUGAUACUCGUAAUUACGACCGAAGCAUCACAUCACUGAAUUGGAACGAUGACUACAUCGACCUUAUCCGCAACGAUGCCUCACGGUCGCUAAUGGGCUCGCACCAAGAGCAUUGGUUUUAUAAUCAGCUAUCAAACUCUUCUGAACGAGGCGCGACUUGGCGCAUUAUUGGCAACCAGAUCGUCUUCUCAUACAUAACUGAAUCUUAUGGCUUGAGUGGCGAUAACUGGAAUGGGUACAUCGCAAAUCGAAACCGCACGUUGAAGCACCUUUACGACAACAAUAUCACCAACACCAUAUUCCUUGCUGGCGACAGCCACCAAAACUGGGUAUCCGACCUCGUUUGGUUGGACGAGAAGUCAUAUGAUCCAGAGACAGGAGAAGGUUCCGUGGGCGUUGAGUUCGCCGGAACGGCCGUUAGCUCCACGGGAUACAAUGGACUCAUUGCUCCCGCACGGGCCGAGGCGCAGAACCGCGUGGGAAAUAACACGGAGCUUCAAUGGCAAGAUGGGUACUACCGAGGGUACUUCCUGCUUUCGGUAACCCCUGAGAAGCUCGAGGCGCGAUACUAUGGCUCGCCUAGUGUUGCAUCUAGGAAUUCGUGGGAUUUGCCAUUGGCAAAUUUCACGGUUUUGGCCAGUGAGGGUAGGCUUUCUCGCCCGGUUGCUGGGGGCUCUGUCGAGGCUGGUUAUUUGAGAGGAGGCAAGACCAAUCCCACGAAUCUCACGCUCAAUACUGAUACUUUUGAAUGGGAUAUUGUCGGAUAUGACCAAAUGUAUAUCGACACCAGCAAAUGAAAUAACAAACAGGUCGAUUGAAUUGCAGGGUAAAUGUGGGUUAGUUAUUCUAUAGUUGCCUAGGUGACUUGACAGUACGAAUGAAUUGUAAAGCUCAUGAUGGGGAGCUGUCUCAGUCGAUUAAUACCAAAGUUUCUGCUGUAAACAAGAACGUGAAAGCAGAAGAAGAAAAAAAGAUAAAGUACGGCU
This is a messenger RNA of Hypoxylon trugodes, 2721 nucleotides long. Its product is annotated as PhoD-like phosphatase-domain-containing protein. The record is from RefSeq and is a predicted model, not a curated record. The coding region runs from base 673 to 2532 and encodes 619 amino acids. The transcript has 12 exons. NCBI's taxonomy places the organism in Eukaryota, Fungi, Ascomycota, Sordariomycetes, Xylariales, Hypoxylaceae.